AUGGCCCAAGAGGAGGCGGCGGUGGCACCGGCAACCAUGGUUCAUGUGCCGAGCAAGGACGACGCCAGCCGCAGAAGUAACCAGCAGCAGCAGCAGCCGCCGCAGCAGUACUGGGUGAACGGCGCGCUCAUCAUCGGCGCCGGGCCCGCGGGGCUGGCGGUGGCGGUGUGCCUCCGCGAGCAGGGCGUGCCGUCGGUGGUGCUGGAGCGCGCCGGCUGCAUCGCGCCGCUGUGGCAGCACCGCACGUACGCGCGCCUCAAGCUGCACCUCCCCAAGCGCUUCUGCGAGCUGCCCCUGGCGCCCUUCCCGCCGCACUUCCCGGAGUACCCUUCCAGGUGCCAGUUCCUGUCCUACCUCCACGCGUACGCUCGCCGCUUCGCCGUGGCGCCGCACUUCCGCGCCACCGUCGCCUCCGCGCGCCGCGACCGCGGGGUCUGGCGCGUUGACGCCCACGUCGCCGGCCGCGGCCACAUCCAGUACGUCUGCCAGUGGCUCGUCGUCGCCACGGGCGAGAACGCCGAGCCAUUCGUCCCCGACAUCGAGGGCCUCCGGCGCUGCAUCAGCACCGGUAGGGCCCCCGUGGCGCACGCCGCCGAGUACCGGUCCGGCGAGCCCCUGAGGGGCAAGCGCGUGCUCGUCGUCGGCUGCGGCAACUCCGGCAUGGAGGUGUGCCUGGACCUCUGCCACCACGGCGCCUCGCCGAGCAUGGUGGUGAGGGGCGCGGUGCACGUGCUCCCGCGGGAGGUGCUGGGCCGGUCCACGUUCGCGGUGUCCGCCGCCAUGGCGCGCUGGCUCCCGCUCUGGCUGGUGGACAGGGUCCUGCUGGCCGUGGCGGCGCUCGCGCUGGGCGACGUCGAGCGCUACGGCCUGCGGAGGCCGGCGCUGGGCCCACUGGAGCUCAAGAAAAAGGAGGGCAGGACGCCCGUGCUGGACAUCGGCGCGGUCGACAAGAUCAGGUCUGGCCAGAUCAAGGUGGUGCCCGAAGUGAGGAGGUUCCUGCCCGGCGGUGCGGCGGUGGGGGUGGCAGCAGAACUCGUGGACGGCUCCGUCGUCGAGGUGGACGCCGUGGUGCUGGCCACCGGCUAUCGCAGUAACGUGGCCUCGUGGCUCAAGGGUCAGGUGAACGCUGCUGAAGAGGAAUGCCGCGGGCUGUACACCGUGGGCUUCACCGGGAGAGGGCUCGCCGGGAUAGCGGAGGAGGCGAUAAGAAUAGCCGGCGUGCUGGGCAAGGCGUGGAGGCGGCAGAUGGAAAUAAACUAG
This is a messenger RNA of Miscanthus lutarioriparius, 1260 nucleotides long. NCBI's taxonomy places the organism in Eukaryota, Viridiplantae, Streptophyta, Magnoliopsida, Poales, Poaceae. The record is from the annotation of a GenBank genome assembly.